ACACUUUAAACAGUAAAUACUAGUAGUACAGUAGUUCAUAAUAUCAUGUUACCAUAAACAGAUAAACACGCUUUGAAUAUAUACAAAUCCAUUAAUUGCACUGUAGAGCUGCACAAUACAGGAAAAUAAGAAGGAACUAGAAGACUUGAGGAAGUCCAGUCUACCACUUCCCAUGUUGUCAGCCAUUUAAAAAAAAAAAACGGCUGAUACCAGGAAUCAUGAGAUCAUUCAGUGUCUUUCAAGCCGCAGACAUGGACCGGUUGUUUUGGCAUUCUCUCCUGCUCGCCCACCUGUUGGUCACAGCUGGCGAGGAUACAUGUCAUGUCCACAUAUCACAGUCAAACAACGUAAUCUGGAAGAAAAUAGGGGAAGAAGUUGUUUUCAAUUGUACAGUUAUUUCCAAGUGUUCAGUAAAAUUUUACUGGUUCAAAGAGAAUGUCCCUCUACGACUUCAUAUGAUUAAAAAGUACCAAGGAGAAGUGUCUUUUCAAAUUAAUUCACUUAAAGCGAGUGACAGUGGGAUGUACUUCUGUGCCGCAGCAACUCAGAAUGGGUGCUGCACACCGUUUGUAGGGGAGGGAGCAACUCUUGUAGUGAGAGAAAAUGCUAAAAUAGUGAUGGGAAAAAUCGUGUUGGUAUCAUUUGUCCUCUUGGCUGUCUACAGCUUGGCUAUAGUGAUGCUCAUCAUUCUAAAGAAGUAUGGCUGCAAUAUGAACAUCUGCAGAAAGACAUCCAAAAACGACAAGAAAAACGCAAAUAAAAAAGUACAGUUCCAGGACGUGCUGAAAGAAAUGCACAAGAAGAGAAACAUGGAGAAAAACAAUCAAACAGCAAGCAGAAGCUCUUCUGAAGUUGAGGCCUCGAGCAACGACCUGCAGCAUUCUUCUGAUGACAUCUAUCAAAAUGUCUAAGCUUCAUUCAAGGAAUUGAUGAAUUCAGACCUCCAUCAUCUUGACGGAAAGGAAAUUGUAAAGCCAUUAAACACCAGCUGGAUGAUGCUGUUGAGUCUGAGGAAACAAGCAAGUCUGCAAAGGAUAUAAGUCAUUUGUGCUUCUUAUCUUUUCUCAUGAAAUGAGACAUAAAAACUACAAAACCAGCGUGGACCAGGCGACUAUUUCCUCUCUAAACGUUAAGGCUCUUACACAACCCGCCUCUCACAAAGCAUUCGAAGUUGUGUUGGUCUCCACCGUGCUUCCACAGCUUCCUUGUUGCUCAUAACAACUUUUUCCAAGGAUUUUAUUUUCAGGGCUUUCUGCAACACAAAAGGGGGAUAAUUAGACGAUCCACAUUAGAGGAAUUACAUCUGAAUUUCACUUCUACAAAAAGCAAAAUGUUACACCUUUUAUUGCACGAAUCAUUAAUCACGACGAUUACUGGCAGUGAACUGACAUGAAAUGAUAAAGCCAUUUCUCAUUAAAGAAGUCAUGGCACUUUUUUGAUAGCGCUUAAUGUUUGUUACAUUAUUGACCAAGAAUUUCUUUAAAAUAUUCUUAAAAUCUAAUCAAAAACAUAAAUGUACCACGGAUAGAUUUUUUUUUACCAUUUUUAAUUAGAAACAACACAUUUAUAGAAUCUGAUACCAAAACAUAGAACAAAAUACAGCACAUGUCUGUAUGUCAAAUACAGCUUAUGUUAUCAUAGGAAAAGAGAGGGCGUUGUUUCUCUUUAGAGAAAUCACAGUAAACUUAUUAGAAAUUCACAUUAAGGCAAUGUUUAGCAUUCUUAGCCAGCUGUGAAGCAUAUCCCAUCCCCUAAAUCUCAAUACAUUUUACAUUAUAAUGUCCAUUCAUACACUGGAUUAUAAUCCUUAGAUUAGUUUUCACCAUUUACAGCCUUCAUUCAAAGACUGCAUAAACGACUCACGGACCGGUACCGGUCCGAGGCCCGGGGGUUGGGUAACCGCUGAUAUAGAUGAUAUAUAAAAGCAUCAUAAACAGACAAAAAAAUUAAACAAAAUAUUUUUUGUGCACAAAAUGAUCAAAAAAUCAAAGUUGACACUUAAAUGAUAGUCUUCAAGAAAUAACCACACGACCAGUUUUUUGUUCCAGAGAUGUGAAGCUGUUAACUAAAUACUUCUCUUCAAGUAGAUGCUUGAGUUUGUGUUUCAGUUGACUCUUUGAGGAUCCAGAAUGUCUCGACUAUUUGUUCUCAUUGCUAAAGCAGCGAUCUAACAUCCAACUUCAAUGUUUGCAUGAGUAAAGUUCCUUUACUUAAGUUCAUUGUUUACUCAGAACCUUUUGGCCUUCCGAACAUCCACCUUAUAAUGUAGGAUGCUGAUAAGUGUAGCUGAACAGUUGGUGGGAUUUUGUCAUAAAAAUAUAUCUCACACACUAAUUAUAAACUAACAAACUAUUAUAAUGCUGAAUUUGUGCCCCGCCCAACCCAACAAUCAGUAAAUGUUUAAAAAUGGGAAGUAAAAUACCACUUUUAAAUCAAAGUAAGUGGGAUAAAAUCUAGAUAUAUUUGCACCCAGAUGAAAAUUGCCAUUUAAAACAUUUACUUCUUUCCACUUCAAAUAUUUAAAGCCCCUUGAUUUGUUUGAUUUUAAGGUACUUUAUGAUUUACAGUUGUUCCCUGUUAAAAUUUCAAUAUAUUCACUCAUUUAAAUAUACAAAAAUACUAAUUUUAAAUGACUCAUUUACAGAUCCCAACUACAGGCAAUUAAGCCAGGUUCUUUGAAUACCGAGAAUACUGAUGUUAGCCAUCAAUACACUUUGUGUCAACUGUGUGACUGUUGCGAAUGGAAAACGGCCUCCAAGCCAGGACUUGCAGAGCAGCGACACACAUGGGCACCAAGCAAACCAAGUAGAACAUGGCUCUGUGGAGGCUCUCCAAGGCACUAAAAACAAGGACAAACAAAGUGUUGGUGUAGUUACAUUCAUUUACAGCUGAAUCAUCCUGACUGUCACAAUGCUAAUUACGGAAACUGCAAAAGCAUGCCUGUGCAUGUUUACUGUGACUCGUUUUUAAUGUCACUAUGAAAAACAAGAUUAUAAAUGGUGUAAAGAGGAAUCAGUGGACGUACAAAACCAAAUAGAUUUGAGAUAUUUCAAGAGUCAGUUUAUGUGCAAGGAAUCGCUGUGAGCCAAAAGCACUCUUCAGACUCCUCUAAACAGUUUAUGACAAGGUCUUGGCUCUGAACGAUGUCAAUCAGAAACACUAUCCCUAAUAUGGCCAAUCGUGCUCAUGGCUAUGAGCACAAUUUAACCACCCACUGGUUAAAUGUUAUGUUUACGACGGUUGCCACUUAGAAGAAAGGUGGUCUAAAGGGACUCUUAUUUUUAUUUCCACGCAGUGGAUCAAGUGAGGGCCUGUGAUAAGAUAUAUAACAAUUAAUUGAAACUGUGACACAUACAAAGCAACUGUAGGAGAGCCCAAGAAAAAAAAAAACAUUGUAGAUGGAAAACAAAUGUUUCAGUGGUUCAGAUUUCAGAAAAUUAUAUAAACAGUGACCUUAGAAAUAAAAAGGCCAAAUCAGAGAUGCUGUCUCUUGAAACUGGUGUUUAUUCAGUUGACUAUAAAGUUGAUUUUCUGCAUAAUAAAACUAA
This is a messenger RNA of Neolamprologus brichardi, 3548 nucleotides long. RefSeq lists its product as uncharacterized. Lineage: Eukaryota; Metazoa; Chordata; Actinopteri; Cichliformes; Cichlidae. The record is from RefSeq and is a predicted model, not a curated record.